AUCAGUUGACAGGAAGAUGGUGGUGGGCAAAGUACUUUGGUUUUCUGUUCUUCUCAUCGGCACAACAUGGGGACAACCGGUACCGGAUCCCCAAAUCAUGUUCCCCUGUCCCCAGCCGUGCUCAGAACCGAAUCCUGACCCCUGCUCGGAACCGCCCCCAUGUGAGGACGCUUUACCCCCCUGCCCUCAAUCGGAGCCACCUUGUUCCCAACCUGAACCGCAGCCGUGUCCCGGGUACCAGGAGACCAUACAACUGAGGCCGUGUAACCCAAACGACGCAGCCGUGCACUACGUAUACGGGCAAGCUCCAACUGGUACUGUGAUAAUAAAACCCGGACUCAUAAGGUUCCCAACGCCACAGCCCAUAGUCGUGAAGCCAGGGGAGAUCAAGCUGCCAACCCCGCCCGCAAUCUGGGUCAAACCAGCCCCCAUCCAGCCUCCAACACCUUCGCCUAUACGGGUUCAACCCCCACCAGUCCAACCCCCCACACCAGAACCGAUAAUGGUGCGACCUAAGCCGGUAUACCCCCCACGUCCACAGCCGAUAAUGGUCCGCCCUCCACCAGUGCAACCACCGAAACCAGCGUCCAUUAAGGUAACACCACCACAAAUCCAACCGCCACCACCAGACACGCUCAUGGUGCAGCCACCAAGGAUCGUGGUACCACAAUCGCCAACCAUUUGCUUCCAACCCAACCCCACCACAAGGUUCAGGACGUACGGCUGCGCCAGGGUAGCUGUGUACAACCCUUGCGGCCCUCAUCCGGGUCCAUCGCCAUGCCCAUGCCCACCACCCCCUCCCCCUUGCCCAGAACCUACCCCUUACUAAACUACAAACCAUAACGACACCCAAAGAACGGAAUAUCUUCUAGCAAACAUAACAUCACCUACUCGUAGGUAGUUUCGUCCUUACCCUAUCAACAUAGAAUAGCGAAACAUUGUAGGAAUCUUUUAGAGAGUGUGCACAAAAACUUUUUGGUAUCGUUCUCACCUCACCUUUUUUAUUAUCCAACUGCAAAAUAUUUCUGCGAGUGUUUCUCAAGAACUGUUCGACCUAGACAGUCCCUCACAUUUGUCAUAGAACUGUUCAACAUUGCAAGAAUAUUUCGGAGAGUGUACUAAAUAUUUUUUCACUCUUGUUACUGCUUCACCUUUUUUACUAUCGAUCUGUUAAGCAUUGUGAAGACAUUUUGGAGAGUGUGCUGAAGAUUAUUUAAUGUAGUUUCUCCCUCACGUAAUUCACCAUAGAACCGCGAAGCAUCGAAAGGAUAUUUUGGAGUGUGCGCUCAAGAACUUUUGAUCUAGAUUCUACCUCACUUAAUUUUCCACCGAACUGCAAAAAAGCAUAGGAAUAUUUUGAGGAAAGCGUUCAAGAACUAUUCGUUCUAGUUCUACCCUCACCUUCCUACUAUCAUACUGCGAAGUAUCCUACAGGGAUUUGGAGUGCAUGCUCAAGAACUGUUUGAACUAGAUCCUCCCUCACAUUUACCAUCGAAGUGUUAAACAGAGCAAGAAUAUUUCAAAGAGUGCGCUCCAGAAGUUUCCGCUCUUGUUCUUACCUCUUGUUUUCUUUCUAUCGAACUACGAAGAAUCGUAUAGAUUGGUGAGGUUCUCCAUCACUGUUUUACUAUACAACUUUGGAGACAAGGACACUUGGAGAGUGAGCUCAGAAACUGUUUGGUCCAGUCUCACCUUUUUACCAUCAUACUUCGAUUCAGAAAGUGUGCUCACGAACUACUUAAUCUAGUCUUUCCUCACCUUUUUACCGUCAUACUGCAAAGUAUUGUAAAGAUAUUCGGAAAGUGUACUCAAGAACUGUUUCCCCAUGUUUGUACCUCACCGUUUCAUCACAGAACUGCGAGCCAUUGUAAGGAU
This is a messenger RNA of Pararge aegeria (speckled wood butterfly), 1875 nucleotides long. RefSeq names its product proline-rich protein 4-like. The transcript is spliced from 5 exons. Bases 17 to 829 code for a protein of 270 amino acids. The record is from RefSeq and is a predicted model, not a curated record. NCBI's taxonomy places the organism in Eukaryota, Metazoa, Arthropoda, Insecta, Lepidoptera, Nymphalidae.